AUGAAGUUCUACGCUGCUGUCAUUCUACUAUUUGCCCUAACAUCACCGGGCUUGGCGAAAAUAUUCAAUCGUUGUUCGUUGGCUCGUGAAAUGUUUCGAUUGGGUGUACCAAAAUCUGAAUUACCCCAAUGGACUUGUAUUGCUAAACAUGAAUCAUCAUUCAAUACAGCCGCUAUAGGUCCAGCCAAUACGGAUGGUUCUCAUGAUUAUGGCAUCUUUCAAAUAAAUAGUCGUUAUUGGUGUCAACCACCGAAUGGUGGACAUUCUACGAAUGGUUGUGGCGUUCAGUGUCGUGAUUUGCUUAGCGAUAAUAUUAGUCGUUCGGUAAGCUGUGCCCGAAAAGUAAAAUCGCAACAAGGUUGGAAAGCCUGGGCAGUAUGGGAAAAAUGCAGUGGUAAAUUGCCCAGCAUUGAUGAUUGUUUUAAAUAA
Molecule: messenger RNA, 429 nt
Organism: Musca vetustissima
Lineage: Eukaryota; Metazoa; Arthropoda; Insecta; Diptera; Muscidae
Product: lysozyme 1-like
Exons: 1
Coding region: 1-429 (142 amino acids)
Molecular function (GO): lysozyme activity
Source: RefSeq, a predicted model, not a curated record